Messenger RNA from Hippocampus zosterae (dwarf seahorse), 2188 nucleotides. It is a transcript of the gene rgra, whose product is annotated as retinal G protein coupled receptor a. Gene Ontology annotation, molecular function: G protein-coupled receptor activity. The transcript has 7 exons. Gene Ontology annotation, biological process: phototransduction; G protein-coupled receptor signaling pathway; visual perception. The coding region runs from base 296 to 1183 and encodes 295 amino acids. Gene Ontology annotation, cellular component: membrane. Lineage: Eukaryota; Metazoa; Chordata; Actinopteri; Syngnathiformes; Syngnathidae. The record is from RefSeq and is a predicted model, not a curated record.
AUUGAGAGGCUUUGCUGUCCGCGGCGGAGGGGCAAAUACGCUUUAGACUAAAGAGUUGCGCGGUUUUAAGGCAUUCCUGCGCGGAUUGGGGCGACACGACGCGAGGAGGGUGGUGGCUUUACAUAAUCGACGGCGUGCUUUUCACGUGAAAUGGCCCUUUAAAAAGCCAGCGCCCUCCAAUCAGGCCGAGGCACCGGGUAAACAGUCGGACGGAGAGGAGGCGAGCGUGUGCGUGCGUGUGCGUGCGUUUGGCUUUUUGUGCGUGUGACAAGCUGUUGACAAGUCGGCUCCGAGGAUGGUCUCGUCUUACCCUUUACCGGAGGGCUUCUCCGAGUUUGACGUCUUUUCUCUGGGAUCGUGUCUGAUGGUCGAGGGUCUGAUGGGCUUCUUCUUAAACGCGGUCACCAUCGCCGCUUUCCUCAAAGUGAGGGAGCUGAGGACCCCCAGCAAUUUCCUCGUGUUCAGUUUAGCCAUGGCCGACAUGGGCAUCUCCAUGAACGCCACCAUUGCGGCUUUCUCCAGCUUCCUCAGAUACUGGCCGUACGGUUCGGAGGGAUGUCAGACUCACGGAUUUCAGGGUUUCGUGACGGCUCUCGCCAGCAUCCACUUCAUCGCCGCCAUCGCCUGGGACAGAUAUCACCAGUACUGCACAAGGACAAAGCUGCAGUGGAGCAGCGCCAUCACUCUGGUUAUCUUCAUCUGGCUCUUCACCGCCUUCUGGUCCGCCAUGCCUCUCAUCGGCUGGGGCGAGUACGACUACGAGCCCCUCAGGACCUGCUGCACUCUGGACUACAGCAAGGGCGACCGGAACUAUGUCUCCUACUUGAUCCCCAUGAGCGUCUUCAACAUGGCCAUCCAGAUCUUUGUUGUCAUGUCCUCCUACCAGUCCAUCGCACAGAAAUUCAAGAAGACUGGAAACCCCAAGUUCAACCCCAAUACUCCCCUUAAGACCAUGUUGCUGUGCUGGGGCCCCUACGGCCUUUUGGCCUUCUACGCCGCAGUGGAGAAUGCCAACCUGGUCUCACCCAAGCUUAGGAUGAUGGCUCCCAUCCUGGCCAAGACCUCCCCCACAUUCAACGUCUUCCUGUACGCUUUGGGGAACGAGAACUACCGAGGAGGUAUCUGGCAGUUCCUCACCGGGGAGAAGAUUGAAGUGCCUCAAAUUGACAACAAGUCCAAAUAAACUUAACAUUGCCAAUGUUGCACAGUCAAUUCGCUUGUGGUGCUGGUGGUUUUCUCUCGCACAGGUACAGAAGUGAAGGUGCUUUGUUUUAUGUUGUGUGUGUAACUUGGUGUAUGGGCCUGUGUGUGUCGUAUCUGUAAUGUGCAGUGUCCCUCAUGUUCAUUAGUAAUUUUAGUUGUAAAACAUCAUCGAUGGCGAACUGAAUUCAUUUAUUUCUUUCUUUAAAAAAAAAAACUAAAGUGAAGACUUCAUUUUGGGGUACUUCCUGGGUCACUUCCUGUUCAUUUUGAGGCCCUUCCUGUUCAAUUUGGGACACUGUCAGGUCACUUCUUACCAAUCGGUACGCCAUUCUCGUAAAUCAAUGAAUCUUAAAUUACGACUACAAAGUUGAAAUAUGAUAGAUGCAAUAUUCCAUUUUAUUAUGAAAAAAGUAACAUUUAUCCAUUAUAUUACUAUGUUGUUAUUCUAGUUUUAAUUGGUGGAUUUUCUUCAUAAAAAAUAAAGAAAUCUAUAUAGCAGUGAUACUUCCACACUUGAUGAAUCUUUGUCUAAAUUGAUGCUGCUAAAUAAACCAGCACCGCACAAUAUUUCCUCUCUAUUUUCGCAACGAGCCCCUUCGGGCGCAUGCCGCAUACGAGCGCCCACGCUCCGAAGGUCACGCUCGAUCUGUGUGUAGAAUUUGCAAUAAUCUCAGAAAAUACAAGAAGACUUUUAUUCCCUGGGUGCCCCCUUGCCCCCAGUAUUCCCACCCCACCCCCGCCACAAAUCAGAGAUUAGUCAACAGCUACAGAUUAGAACUCACAUGCCUACAGACUCGCAUAGAAGCUCAAUAAGUUUCUAUGUAACAACAAACACAAUAGCGGACUAUAGCAUCAUAUUUUUUCAAUAUUUAACCCUUUGAGGGACAGCGGUUACUACAGUGGAUGGUUUAUCGCGUUAUCAAGUUACGGGGUGCAGGAAAGGGUUAAAAUAUACAAAAUUGUCAAAUAAACACAGAACCCCCCC